Centropristis striata (black sea bass) is the source of this 2592-nucleotide messenger RNA. RefSeq names its product estrogen receptor 2b (gene esr2b). The transcript has 10 exons. The record is from RefSeq and is a predicted model, not a curated record. Gene Ontology annotation, biological process: regulation of DNA-templated transcription; cellular response to estradiol stimulus; estrogen receptor signaling pathway. Gene Ontology annotation, molecular function: sequence-specific DNA binding; zinc ion binding; nuclear estrogen receptor activity. Lineage: Eukaryota; Metazoa; Chordata; Actinopteri; Perciformes; Serranidae. Gene Ontology annotation, cellular component: nucleus. Bases 346 to 2322 code for a protein of 658 amino acids.
AGCAUGAAGGGAAAUAUUAAUGUCUCGCCAGGAAUGGAGAAGUUCUUGCGGGAAUAACGCGGAGGAAUAAGCACCGGACACAUGUGACGUCUCUAUAGUUUCACUUUUACGCGUCACGGUUCUUGUUUUUCUGCCUUCAUUGACUGUUUGCGACAGCAGCAGCGGCUGCAACGGAGGCGCUGAAAACCCGACAAAAGUCCAAAACCUGCACCUUAUCUUUUGCUUUUUUCACCGCCUGGACCUACUGACAGGAAUUGUCUACACUAGAAAAUGCAGUAGAGGAACCAGCAACGUCACCAUAUUCACCAUCACCACAGUGAACAUAAACAGUAGAUUCCCCCUGAUAUGGCCUCAUCCCCUGGGCUGGAUGCUGACCCAUUACCGCUGCUCCAGCUCCAGGAGGUGGACUCCAGCAAAUCUUUAGAGAGGCUGAACUCCCCGGGACUCCGCCCCCCCGUGUACAGCCCUCCUCUGGGCAUGGACAGCCACACCGUCUGCAUCCCUUCUCCGUACGCGGACAGUAGCCAUGAGUACAACCACAGCCAUGGACCUCUAACCUUCUACAGCCCGUCCAUGCUGAGCUAUGGCAGGCCGCCCAUCACUGACAGCCCGUCGUCUCUGUGCCCCUCCCUCAGCCCGUCAGCCUUCUGGCCCUCCCACAGCCACCCCAACAUGUCCUCACUGACUCUGCGCUGCCCUCAGCCUCUCGUCUACAAUGAACCCAGCCCACAUACACCCUGGCUGGAGACCAAAACCCACAGCAUCAACGGCAGCAGCUCCAUCAUCAGCAACAAGCCACCGGGGAAGAGACCCGGGGAAGGAGCGGAAGGCGUGAACUCCUCCUUGUGUUCGCCUGCAGUAGGAAAAGCGGACAUGCACUUCUGUGCCGUGUGUCACGACUACGCCUCCGGGUACCACUACGGCGUCUGGUCCUGUGAGGGCUGCAAGGCUUUUUUCAAGAGGAGUAUCCAAGGACACAAUGACUACAUCUGCCCAGCCACAAAUCAAUGCACUAUCGACAAGAACCGCCGUAAAAGCUGCCAGGCCUGCCGUCUACGUAAAUGCUACGAAGUGGGCAUGAUGAAGUGCGGUGUAAGGCGUGAGCGCUGCAGCUAUCGAGGAGCCCGACACCGCCGUGGUGGACUCCAGGCUCGGGAUCCAACGGGCAGGGCUUUGGUCCGGGUAGGGCUGGGUUCUCGGGCCCAGCGGCAUCUCCACCUGGAGGCUCCUCUGGCCCCGCCCAACGCUCUGCCUCAGUCCAACCACGCACACCGCUCGGCCAUGAGCCCGGAGGAGUUCAUCUCCCGCAUCAUGGACGCGGAGCCCCCGGAGAUCUACCUCAUGGAGGAUAUGAAGAAGCCCUUCACCGAGGCCAGCAUGAUGAUGUCCCUCACCAACCUGGCAGACAAGGAACUGGUUCUCAUGAUCAGCUGGGCUAAAAAGAUCCCUGGCUUUGUAGAACUCAGUCUAGCCGACCAGAUCCACCUGCUCAAAUGCUGCUGGCUGGAGAUCCUGAUGUUGGGAUUGAUGUGGAGGUCAGUGGAUCAUCCUGGAAAACUCAUCUUCUCUCCCGACUUUAAACUCAACAGGGAGGAGGGACAGUGUGUUGAGGGCAUCAUGGAGAUUUUCGACAUGCUACUGGCAGCCACCUCUCGGUUCCGUGAGCUGAAGCUUCAGAGGGAGGAGUAUGUCUGUCUGAAGGCCAUGAUCCUCCUCAACUCCAAUCUGUGUACCAGCUCCCCUCAGACGGCCGAGGAGCUGGAGAGCAGGAACAAGAUGCUGCGCCUGCUGGACUCUGUGAUUGAUGCUCUGGUCUGGGCCAUUUCCAAACUGGGCCUGUCCACCCAGGAGCAGACUCUUCGCCUUGGACACCUCACCAUGCUGCUCUCCCACAUCCGCCACGUCAGUAACAAAGGCAUGGACCAUCUGUCCACCAUGAAGAGGAAAAACGUGGUGCUGGUGUACGAUCUGCUCCUGGAGAUGCUGGACGCCAACACGUCCAGCAGCAGCAGCCAACCGUCGUCCUCGCCGAGCUCCGACACUUACUGUGACGCGCCGCAGUACCAGCAGCCUCCUUCUCACCCGCAGACGUGUUCAGACCAGACCGCCAUGCCGCCACAUGGAUCAGCUGAUCACCUGCUGGCUCCGCCCCUCCAGGCCUCACCUCCGUUUCAGAGUUUGCCGGUGUCUCACAUGAACAGCGAUGAGUACAUCCACCCAGAGCAGUGGUCUCUGGACCCCGGAGCUGCAGGUCUGUCGGUGGAACCGUCAGACUACAUGAUCGCUGAUCGAGUCGUCAUGGAAACGGCUUUAGAGGGCUGACGGGACUGAAAGACACUCUGAGACUGAACCUUUAAUGGCUUUCCAUCCCUCAAAGAUCGAGAAAAGGAAACAAAAAAAAAGGAUUUAAAAAAAAAAAUGCUUUUGUGAGGUAAAGUUUUUUUCCUGUUGAGAUGUUUUAUAGUUUUUGAAGAAAAAAAAAGAAAGUUUUUUGAUCAAUUGUAUAUUUUGUGUGCGUAAAUAUUUCUUGUGAAUGUGCACUACAGUACAUGAGAACACUGCUGAAUCUCUGCUACUAAGUUGUUUUUUUUA